Messenger RNA from Topomyia yanbarensis, 876 nucleotides. It is a transcript of the gene Elp5, whose product is annotated as elongator complex protein 5. The coding region runs from base 133 to 831 and encodes 232 amino acids. Gene Ontology annotation, biological process: tRNA wobble uridine modification. Lineage: Eukaryota; Metazoa; Arthropoda; Insecta; Diptera; Culicidae. Gene Ontology annotation, cellular component: elongator holoenzyme complex; cytosol; nucleus. The transcript is spliced from 3 exons. Gene Ontology annotation, molecular function: tRNA binding. The record is from RefSeq and is a predicted model, not a curated record.
AAUUGGCAGCGAUUGCAAAACAUUCGACUCAAAACAAAAUAAAUUUUUAUCCUUCCCUUUUGAGCAUGUUCAUUAAUUUUAUAUAAAUCCUGUUUUAGCUUGGAGGCACAAAAAUCUGUAAUAUAGUUCAGUAUGUUGAGUAGCUAUGUGGUAAACCAACAGAAAAUUAUUUUUAUCAGAGAUCAGUUAGGAAUCGAAAACACAUCCUGCAAAAUCGUAACCAGAUGGCUAAAGGAACAGAAAGGUAACGAUGCCGUUCUAAGCACCGUCGAAUCUCUGACAGAACAAACUGCAUUUCUGUUUGCGCGCAUAUCCAAGCUAUCCAGGACAUACGAACCUUCCGAGAUGUUUCGUUUUGUCGCCGGCUGCAGAAAAAACAAUUCGAUUCAACAUCUGUUUCUGUGGGCCACUGAAAAGAACAUCCAGCCGAGCUUUCUUGUACCCUAUCUGGAACACAUGUCCGAUCUGAUAGUGACCAUCGAGGAUGACAAGCAUCUGUCGAUAUUGACGAAAAAGCAGGGAGGUUCUAUUAGCAACAAAUUUUACCAAUAUCAGCUUCUGAACGGAAGUUUCUCGGUGAAAGAAUCAAAGAAACCGGAUCGGACGAACGCUGUCUCAAUAGUUGAUGAAAGACCUGCUAGCAUUGAUCCUGCCUCGCUCGGUACGUUCAAGAUUGGUGAUCUGAAGAAAGAGGAACAGGAGGCGAAAGAUUCUCUCACGUUGCCGUUCGAGUUCUACAAAACAACAUCCGAAGGAGGUAAGGUUCUGUAUCAUCCGGAUGCUGCGGAUGACUUGGACGAGGAAGAUCCCGAUGAUGAUUUGUUGAUAUGAAACAGAUUUUGUUUUUUUUUUAUUGAAAAUACAUUAUAUUUCUCU